GAGAAUGAAAAAAAAAAAAGUUGUUUUCAUCUGUGUUUUUAAAAGUGACAAGGUGUUAGUGUAUCAACGCAUAAUUUCUUGAAUUUUUAAUAUAUCCUGCCGUGCCAUAUAUAAAUUUGAAGAAGUCGAUGAGAAUUUAUAUAAAUUUCCUAUUCCUGCUUUUCUUAAGCUUGAAGAAAUGAUUGUGAUAUUUUCUAAAAUUUGUUAAAAAAAUGUUUAGAGGAUCUGAUACUACAGAAUUGUUUGAAAAUUGCCUUAAAGAAGGCUUUUGUGACGAACAUCUUAAAGAAUUACAGGUGCAAGAUGAAUCGCAAAGAUAUGAAUUACAAAGGAAAACAAUGUUGUAUAUACGUCUGCAAAUAUUACGACCAAUUUUAUUUGAUAAACCUUUCAGUACAGAGAAAAUAAGAACUCUUCUUGAAGAAGCUGGUUAUUUCAAUAUUGGCAAGAAUCUUGUCUCUCAUGAAGAAUUCAUUGAACAAGUCCUUACUUUGGAUUCUGUUGUGGUGUUUAUUCUUAUUAAAUUAGCUCAAGUAUGCUGUGCUGGAGCUUUAUUUCGAACUAGUCAUAGAAUAUCUACAGAUAAUCCAUUAUUUAAAUUAUUAACACAAAAAACAGUUGAAGCAAAGGAUGUUGCAUUUUUUGGACCAGUUUUAUAUGAUAAUUUUCGUGGCUAUGAUGAAGGACUAAUUAAAAUUAGCUAUGUUGCUGUUUUGCUUUAUGUGAGAAAUGUGGCCAUGCAUAUGAGUUUAAGACAUGUUUUGGAUCAACAGGAUUUAGCUCUUCAAAAUUUAUCUAAAGAAGGUGGACAGUGGAAUGAUGUUGGUUCUGAUGCUUUCAAACGAAGAAGUUGGGAGGAAGCAGUUGAUGCAUUUACCAAAGCUAUAGAGUUUAACCCAUACUGUGUCUCAUUACUCAUGAGUCGAGCUCAUUCAUAUAUGGAGCUUAACAAGUUCAAUGAUGCUGCUUUGGAUUGUUACAUGGCACUAAUGAUCAAACCGAUGCAUUAUGUUGCAUACUGCAAAUGGACAACAUCUCUCUACAUUCUAUCACAGUUUUCAGAAUGUGUGAGAAUAGCUGAGUAUGGUUUAAAGAUGUGCAAGGAAACUGGUGAUGCUGUCAAAUAUAGAACACUUGAAAAAAUUAAAAUUGAAGCAAGCAAUGCCUUGGAGAAAAAGAAAGUUGUAUCGAAAAAAGAGGAAUUAAAUGUUCCAGAAAAGGAUCUCCCAGAAUUGAUAGAGGCAUCUGAUUCUGAAGUUGAAUGUCAGGAUGUUCCUGAACUCAUGGAUCCCUCAAAUUCUGAUGAAAGCGAUUCUGAAUCUGAAUGGGCAAAUUCUAAAGGAGAGUGCCAGCCAUCUGCAUCUUCAGUGGAUCAUUUAGUGAAUGCUGAGAAAAAUAAGGUAGAAGAAUCUGCAUCUAAAACUUCCAGAGUUAGAAGUUGUUCUGUUUCAGAUUCUUAUAAUGAAAAGAUGAAUCCUCAAAUAAAUCAUGAAAAAAAUAAAUCUGGACAUUCAGCAUCUAAAGCAUCUAGAGUUAGAAAUUCUUCAGUUUCAGAUGCUUGUGAUCAGAAGGAUAAUUCUGAAGAAAGAAUAAAGAUGUUACAAAUGUCUUUAAAAGAUGCAUCCAAUACACUUUUAGAUGGAUGUGAGAUAAUGGCUAUGCGCCGUUUUCGGAAUGCAUUGGAUGAAAUUAAAGCUGCUCCUGAGAUUCAUAAAUAUGAAGAAUGUGAUAUUAUCUGUAUAAAAUAUGCUUAUGCAUUUGCAUGUUACCAAUCUGGCGGUUAUGAUGAUUUGCAAAAAGCUAUCAUUGUAUUUCAAGAAAUCAUUGAAGAACAUAAAAACGUUGCUUUUCCUGCUGCUUAUUUUACUAUUGGACAGACAUUUCUUAAAUUAAACAGAUUUAAACAGGCUCUUCAAUAUUUCAAAAUGUUGGAUGAUACUUCACAGAAAGGGGUUCAUUCCCAAGUUUAUGUAUGGCCUGGAGUUACAGCUACCAUAAAUGAAACCAAACUUGAUUACUUGAGGGAGAGGUUACCUGCUUUGAUAAAAGAAUGUGAAAACCCUCCUCCUCCUGAUGCAAUUUGUCGAUAUGAAGGGUGCGCUCUUCAACCUUCUAUUUACUACACUGAUCCAGAUUUCAAAGGCUUUUUCACCAUUAACUGUUCAGAACAAUGUAAUCUCCAAUACCAUCCCCACUGCUGGAAAAAUAUAAAAAUGGCUAAGAACUGCACUGAUAAGCUGUUUUUGGAGCAGCGAUGCUUUACUCCAGACUGUGAAGGAUUAAUAAUCAAGAUACAAAAUAUUAGUAAAGAGGGAGAUCUGGCGAAAGAGUUUGUGUAUGAUGAUGGAAAAAAAUGUAUGAAACAGAAAAAAUCAAAAUUAGAAAAAAAGCUUGAAAUAAAAGAAGAAAAGCGAAGGAAGCGUAAAGACAGCAGUUCUAGAACUGACUCUACUUCUGAAGUUCCAGAAGAAAUUGCUAAUGGAAAAUUUAAUGAGCCUGAAACAACUAGUACUAAUAAUGAGUUUGAAAUCCAUGCAAGAACUGAUACAAAAGAUAAUAAUGGAAGCAUAAAUGGAUCUAAUACUUCUCAACUUCCUGUCAAUGCAGAACCUCAUAUUGUACUAAAAAAAGAUAAAUUUAUCCAGGAAACAUCUAACAAAAUUCCAACUAAAGUAAAGGACCAUAAGAAAGUUAAAAACAACACAUUCAGUAUUGAUGAAUUUUUGCAACAUACUGAUGCCCCCUUAAGCAGUAAUGACUGCCAACAAAGGCUAAACACACUGAGACAGAAUAAUCAAAGUUUGACAGAUGGGGUCUGGUUGAAAAGUAGUACAAAUAAUGCCCAACAACCUGUAACAUCUUUCACAACCGAUAAUACCCAGCAUCAUUCAUCUCCUGGACAUCUUUCAGCCAGUUUGUUUGAAAGAACUAAAAUGCAGGAAACUGGACUGGAUGACUUUCCUGAUGUUGACUUCCCAAAACCACUUAUUAACGUAUCUGAAUGUCUCAAAAAAAAUAUUUAUUCCUAUUUCAGAGAAAUAUUAGGCAAAUGUGGACCACUGCGUGUAGAUGAUCCUGCUCUUAUGAAAAAAAUCAAAAGCUUCCCUGAAGAGGCAAGAAUAAUUGCUGAUUAUGGUGGAAUAGGAAAGUUUCUGCAGCAAAAUGUUGAAUUUGCUUUUGUUAAAGACACUUAUAUAUGCUUGGUAGAACAAUUACCUUUAGCUUAUAGAAAAAUUAAUGAGGCAGUCCCUAUCUCUGAUAGUGAUUUAAAGCUUUCAGAAAAUUAUGAAAGUUUUGAUUCAGCUGAUAAAAGCUGCAGUGAAAUUUUUCGCUUUUCUGGUCUGAAUCCUGAUGCUCGAGAAUACAAGCCUGGAACAUCUGAAAUGGGAAAAUUAGGCCGCAGACAGCUUUUAGAAAAAGACCUAGAAAAUACUUUAAAAAAUGAUUUCAAUGCAGACAUUGAAUCUUCACAACAAUUGAACACUGAAGGAGAAAUUUUAUCUCGAAAAUCAUCCUUUUCUUCUACAAAUUCUUCUUGUCAUCAUUUAAUUCAUGCUGAUUCUCAUUCUGGAAAUAAAGUUACUGAACUAGUUGAUACACUCAAAGAUCUUUUUAAAGUAUAUUUUAGUGAAGGAAUGAAUGAUUAUAGACCCUUCAUUGAUCUUAAGUUAAAGCCAUAUGCUAUCAAGUGUGUUCCAAAAAGACAUACCAGAAGUAUUCAGACUGAAGAGACAGAAAAAGUUUCUAGAGGAACAAUGAAAACAGAUGAUGAAAUACAGGAAUUGAAAGAUAUGACAAGUCAGUUAAUUCAAGACAGAAAAACUUUUGAACAAGAGUAUAAUGCUGCACUUGAGUAUGCUGCUAAGUUUCAAAAUGAGUCUAAUUUAGAGAUUGCUAAUCUAAGAAAACAACUGGAAGACAAAUUGGCUGCAUUAGACGACAGAGAAAAAGAAUUUAAUAAGAAGGAAGGAAAAUUGGAGGAUGAAAUUAAGAAACUUUCAGAAGCUCUGAAGAAAGUCAAAGUAGAAAAUGUAGCACAAAAGAAAGAGAUGGAAAAACUGGCAGCAGCCAAGGACAGCUUACUUCUUGAUCGUGCUCAUCUGGAAGAAAGAGUUUUUUCAUUACAGCAAGAAGAACAAAAAUUGAGGGAAGAUGUAAAUGAAGAUGAAAAGCUAAAAAGUAGUAUCAAAAAGCUUGAGUUGGAAAAAACAGAAGCUGAGAAAAGAGCACAAUCUGCUGAACUGCUGUUGCUACAGUUAAAAAAGAGUGAAUUUUUGAAGCGAAUCGAAAUCAAGAAAGAAGAAGCUGCUAAAAAGAUCAAGGAAGUGCAAGAUGGAAUAGCAGUGAUGUCUGGAAGUCUCAAUUCUCUUUACAUCAAAAGUAUAGAUGAAUUGUUGACACAAAUACGUAAUUAUAUAGCAUUGCUGGAAGAUAUUAAAACAAAAUUUAUUGUAACUAUUGAUGAGCAGAUAAAUGAUGUAACUAAUGGCAUUCCAAUAUCAAAAUUGAAACCUCUUGAAGUUCAAGAAUUACCUGAUAUACCAAUUUGGAAUGUCCAGCAGAUGGCUUCUAUGUUUACUUCUCAGUCCAUGUGGGGAGCUCCUCAGAAGGGAAAUUCUGCUUAUAACACUGGAUCAUUCAACCCAUUUUCGUUUGCUUCAUUCAAUCCCUUAUCCCUGACGAGCAAAGUUCCUGGUUCACAACAAACUAACCAAGAACCAAAGCAGCAGAUCCCUUUGCAAAAUGGUCCUCGCAGCGCAUGCAAUGAUUCAGUUAGUCAACCUAGCAUUGCAUCUGUUCCUCCUAUUACAAAAGCACCCCCUGGCUUGCAAAGUACUAUAACAUCAUCAUUCCAUGCACCUGCUACUUCUAUGUUGAACUUAAAUUCAUCUUUGAAACAAUCAACUGUUAAUGAAGAAACAAAGUUGAAAGGUGCUAGUAACAGCAAUGUUGCUUCUGCAGCAACUAGUGCAUGCUCAAGUGAUGGAAAAGUUCAGUUUGCUUAUGCUGCAGCUGCUCCUCUUCCAAAUGCUAAAAUGCCAUCUGAAAAGAAAAUAUCUACAUCAGCAUUGGAGUUAGAUUACAAGGUUAAAAAUAAUCGGCCUGCGGAAUAUUCACCACCUCUGUCAGUUAACAUUCCACCUAAAACCACCAGUGUUGAGCCAAAAAAAGGUGCAGAUAAAGAUGCAAAAAAAAGUUUUGAGAAACUUCUAAGUAAGCUUCAGGAAAAAUUUCCAAACUAUUCACAUACCGAGCUUAUAAAUUGUGUGAAAGAAUUUAGAACUAAACGAAAGUCAGGUCUUUCUGGCUUGUCAUUGGACAACAUAAUUAAUUCUGUUUCUGAAAUAAUUGAAGCUAAAAUGAAGAAUGCCCCAAGUCAUUUGAAUGCUAAGAUGCCAGAUUCUGUGGUGAAACCUAAAGCUGUGCCAAAUGUAGUGUUGGUAAAUAAAAAAUUAGCAGCCGAGACAAAAGCUAAAGAACCAACUCCUGUGCGUGAAACUUCUACUGCCAAAAAAACUGCUUGGGGUGUUAGUGACAGUGAAAGUUCAAAGCAAUGGACAGGAAGUGAAAUAGAUGAGGGAUGCAUAAUAUGUUACGAGGAUAUGACCCACAAAACUGCUUAUAAGGUAGAUUGUGGCCACCAUUUCCACUUUAAGUGUAUUAAAGAAUGGCUGAAUAAGAAGAGCGAUUGUCCCAUUUGCAGAGUUCAUUUACUUCUACCAGAAGAUUAUCCUGCCCUUUCCUAAAAGUAUUGGAGGGAAAAAUUUGAUUAAAUCCAGAAACAGAAAUUUUAAUAUUAUUUUUCUUUUUUUUUGCAAUAUAUGUAAAUAUUUUCCAAAUGUUAUCUGUGAUUAAAUGUUUAUAUUUCACUUGUCCGUGAAAAAAAAAAAUUCAGUGUGGUUUAAGAUUUUGUUUCUUUUUAUAUAUUGAAAGUUCCUUUGAAAUAUUCAAGAAGGUCUACUUAUAAUUUCAGAAUUAUCAUUAAAGUGGGGGUAUCAAUGCAUAAAUUGCUACUUAUUAUUUUUCCCAAAAAUGACUUCAAAAUUAAAUAUUGGUUUAUAAUAAGUUCUGUAAAUAUUUUUUUUAAGAAUAAAAUUUUGCAAGAUGUGAUAAGAUAGCCUAUGUAUUUUUCAAAUCCAGUUUGAGAAAAUAUAUAAAAUCAUGCAAAUUUAUGAUUGAAAUAUAUGGCUCUUGUACAUUUAAUCAAACUGAAAUAAACUCUUGUUAAGUAUUCAAUCAAACUGAAAGAGAAAUAUACAACUUUCUAAUAAAAUCAAAUGUAGAAGAAAAUACUAUAAACAACUACUAGUCCAUGACUUUUGUAUUACUCUCAUUUUAAUCAGGAACUGGCUAAAUAUUUUUCAAAUGUGAUCUGUAAUUAAUGUGAAUGUUUACACUUCACCUGUCUGUGAAAAAAAAAAAUCAAUAUUGUUUAAGAUUUCUUUUCUUUAGGUAUUGAAAGCUUCUUUGAAAUAUUCAAGAAGCCCUACUAAUGUUUUGAAAAUCAUCAUUAAAAAGGGGAAAGCAAUGUAUAAAUUGCUACUUACUGUUUUUCCCAAAAAUGAUUUCAAAAUUAAACACUGGUUUAUAAUAAAAAGUUUUCUGAAUAGAAACUCUUUUUUAAAAAAAGAAUAAAAUUUUGUACGGUGUGAUAAGAUAGCAAUGCAUUUUUCAAAUCGAAUUUAUUUGAGAAAAUGUAUAAAAACAUGCAAAUUUAUGAUUGAAAUAUAUGGCUGUUAUAUAUUUAAUUAAGUAUUUAAUCAAAUUGAAAGAGGAACAUACAACUUUCUAAUAAAAACACCUGUAGAAGAAAAUACAUUAAACAAUUACUAGUUCAUGAUUUUUGUAUUACUCUCAUUUUAAUCAGGAACUUGCUAAAUGUUUACAUUUCACUUGUCUAUGAAAGAAAAAUCAGUGUUGUUUAGGAUAUAUUUUCUUUAUCUAUUAAAAGUUACUUUGAAAUAUUUAAGAAACUCUACUAAUUAUUUGAGAAUUAUCAUUAAGGAGGGGGAGGGGUCAAAGUAUAAAUGGCUACUUAUUUUUUCCAAAAAUGACUUCAAAAUUAAAUACCAGUUUAUGAUAACAAGUUUUAUGAAUAGAAUUGUUUUUUUUUUUUUUUUUUUUUUUCUUUUUUAAGAAUAAAAUUUUGUAAGUGUGAUAAGAUAGCUAUGUAUUUUUCAAAUCCAAUUUAUUUGAGAAAAUAUAUAAAAUCAUGCAAAUUUAUAAUUGAAAUUUAAUGUUGAAUUUGAAUGGCUCUUGUACAUUUAGUUAAGUAUUUAAUCAAACUGAAAGAGGAAUAUAUGACUUACUUAUAAAAAUACUUGCAGAAGAAAAUACUUUAAACAACUACUAGUUCAUGACUUUUGUAUUACUUUUAUUUUAAUCAAGGCUUGUGGAUUAAUGAUGGUUAUCAAAAAAUUGGAAGUAUUUUAUAGAAUGAAAUAUACAUGUGUGUCUAUAUUCAUUUAAAUCAAUAUUGGCUUGAAAUCGAAAAAUUUUUUUAAUUAAAACUUUAUCUUCAAUUUUUAUUUGUACUUGUUUGAGCAAAUAUUAUUGUAACUUGCUUUUCAUGUCUGUGUUUAUACAGCUUACAUCAACUGCUUGUAAAAAAAUUCUGAGAAAUAGAAAAACCAUAAAACAUUCCGUCAUAAAUUUUUCUACUCCUUUCUAUAAACUUCCAAUCCUACAAUAUUUGAGCUAUUGCAACGCAUCUUUCACCAGUCAUAUAAAAAUAUUUUGUUCAAAAUAAAAUAUUUUCUGUAAUAUAUUGAUAAUGGAUGAGUGCAAAAUGUGUUAUUGGAAAUGGACAUAUUUUAAAAUGUACUAUUUUCUUUAUAUAUAUAUUUAUAUAUAUAUAUACCCUUUCAAAAAGAAGCAAAGCAAUUGUGUUAAAAGUGUUGAAAUAAAAAAAAUAAUUUACUAAAUUUGAAACAAUGUAACUCCCAUUCAUAUAGCAUCUCUGCGGGUUUCUCUUAAAGUUUUGUCUCAUCUUAACCUUUUCCUGUUGAAGUUAUUUUUUAGUAAAAUAAUAAUUAUUAAAAAACAUUAUUAAUGCUUUGUUUAAAUUUGUAAUUUAUUCUAUUAAUUGAGUUAUUCAGAUCAUAUUGCCAUCUAAAUAUUAAUUCCUCUCCAAGCCCGAAUUAAAAUCAGAAAUGUAUAUGACAUCACCUGGAUGAAAAUUUUUAAUUAUAAUUUCAAAAUUCUGCAACGGAAUAAUUAAAUCGUGUUACUUAUAUUGAUUUUAUUGAAAUGUGAUCAUUUGAAAAAUGAAAUAUACUUUUUGAUUAUCUUGUAUUGAAUUAAGAAAGAAGAAAAUAGUUCUUAUGAAAUAUUAUGCUGAUCGAGAUGCUGUUUAAGACCAUUUUGUAUUUUAAAAAACUAUUUGUUAUCAUUGUAGUAGAUGAACCGGGGGCUAGUUGUAAUAUGCUUCUUAAGCUGUCAUUUUAAAAAAUGUUAAUCAGAAUUUUUGUUAAACAAGAUUUUAAUGAUGAUUUAUAAACUCAGUGUCAGUGAAUAACUGAAAGUAGUAAUGAGAAGUUGCAAACACAUGCUCCAUUUUAGCUAAUAAAUGGGGGAAAAAAAUCCUUGAACUUUGAUUUAAGAUAAUAUAAUUGAUCUUUUUUUUAAAAUGUUUUUACUUAUUUACUUUCACUUUAUAUUAAAUUUUAAAAAGCUGCUUUAAUUUUUUUGCUAAUUGCAAUAUUUUUUUCUAUUUAUUUAUUUAUUUUUUUAUGAAUCAGCAAAAAUGUCCAAAACUAUAUGACAGAACAAAUUGUAACUUGCAAGACUUAUCCUGAAUUUUAUUCGAUUUAUUUAGUUAGAUUUUCUGCCUUAAAUAUUAAAAUGUACCCUCAAAGAUCAGAUCUCUUGCAAAGGAUUCAUCCCCUGAGUAACAAAAACUCAUUUAAUAAAAAUAUUAAAAAUUCCUAAUUCAUGCACUUCAUAAAGAAGUACUGGAAAUAGAAUGAAAUGAGAUUAUUAAUAAGAAACAAAAACCAGAUGAAAAGUGUAAGGAACGUUUUAAGAAAAGAGAAAACAAAGGAAAAAGACAGAAGAUAUUGAAGUGACAUACUGAUUCUGGGGGAAAAAAAAUUUUGUUCUAGCUUAUGGAGAUGUGUACAGCAACUUUGACAGUAUAUUAUAUUACAUUUGCAUCUUAAUAUGAAGCAAUUUUAGAAUUAUUUGAGGACAGACCAUCUAAUUUUGGACAAAGGAUAAAUUUAUUACCACAAUAUGAAGUAAUAAUUACCAAAUGCUUCAUGUACUUUAAUUAAUAAAAGAAUGGUAGAAGGGAAAUAAUUUUAAUUGUUACAACUUGCGCUAUAUUGGGGCCAAAUUAUAACAACUAACAGGCUUUGAAAAAAAAAACUGUUACAACUAUCCACGGUCUACCUUAGCUGUUCCCCCCCCCCCCAAAAAAAAAAGUUAAUACAAAAUGUUGUAGUUGAUUCCUACUAUGAAACCUUUCCCAUGAAAUUAGUGUAAGACCUCAACUCCUGUUAGUGAAUGUUCCUGUUUGUUUUCAUCAAUUGGUAACAAGAAUUUGUUGUAAAUGGAUGUAUUGAUCUGAUGUCUUUGUGUUGGAAGCAUUGAAACAAUAAAUGUUUUUAAAAGAA
Messenger RNA from Argiope bruennichi, 9617 nucleotides. RefSeq names its product E3 ubiquitin-protein ligase TTC3-like. The transcript is spliced from 46 exons. Gene Ontology annotation, molecular function: protein binding. Lineage: Eukaryota; Metazoa; Arthropoda; Arachnida; Araneae; Araneidae. The coding region runs from base 213 to 5747 and encodes 1844 amino acids. The record is from RefSeq and is a predicted model, not a curated record.